This is a messenger RNA of Drosophila obscura, 595 nucleotides long. RefSeq lists its product as uncharacterized. The transcript has 2 exons. The record is from RefSeq and is a predicted model, not a curated record. Gene Ontology annotation, molecular function: protein binding. Lineage: Eukaryota; Metazoa; Arthropoda; Insecta; Diptera; Drosophilidae. The coding region runs from base 164 to 595 and encodes 143 amino acids.
CCUUUUUUUGUCAUUCAUUCAUUCAUUCAUUCCAAGAGCCAAUGCAAUUGGGUUGAAAAAACCCUAGUUGACAAAUAGACGGUUAAGCUAGCAAAUCAAGGGAUAUAAUCAUAUAAAUAUUGACAGCAGUUGAGUGCGCUGAUCAGUCGCUGGACAAGCAAACAUGGGAAUGAGAUGCAUUAAGCUGAUUUUGGAGCUGGGCAGCCUGCUCACCGUUGUGGGAUGCAGUCGGGCAGAAGAGCGCUCUCUCUUCGACUGCAGUGUGAAGUACAAGUGUUCGGCGGAAAAGGACUUUGUCUGGGCCACAGCUGACGAGCGCUGCUUUAUCUUUCACAACAAAUGUCUGAUGAGGGUGGAGCAGUGUGCUCGCAGUACCAGCGGCAGAUCGGAGCUGAUCGAAACGGACAGGGAAACCUGCAAGCCGAACUGCGUCAAGAUCUGCUUGGAUUCGUACGACCCGGUGUGCGCGCAGAUCUUCCAGGAGGAAUACAUCACGUUCAGCAACGAGUGUGAAAUGCGCAACUCCCUUUGCGAGAACGAGAGAGCCUACUCCUACUUUUCCGUGGGGGAAUGCCCUGAGAGUCCAGUGGGAUAG